Molecule: messenger RNA, 2736 nt
Organism: Drosophila grimshawi
Lineage: Eukaryota; Metazoa; Arthropoda; Insecta; Diptera; Drosophilidae
Gene: Rilpl
Product: RILP-like protein homolog
Exons: 4
Coding region: 421-1713 (430 amino acids)
Source: RefSeq, a predicted model, not a curated record
UAUGUAUAUAUAGAUAGCUCUCUGCUGGACAGCUGGAAACGCUUCGAACGGUGGCGGGGGUGAUUUGCAAAUUCGUUUUUUUUUUUACGUUAUUUAUUACUCAUCCAGCGAGUAUGCAGUCAUCGAAAGAUCUGUAAAACAAAAAAGCAGCCAGGUCAAUUUUGUGCUCGUUGCAUAUUUUGCACAUAUUUUAUUCCAUGCUGCUGACAUCUGUGCAAAAUUUGUUGUGGCCAACAAAUAAAAAGUGAAUGCGCGAUUUCAAUCCAACAAAUCCCAACUGUGUGUGCGCGUGUGUGUGUGGGUGUGCGUGUAUAUUUAUAUAGUACCACAAAGUGAAGCAGCGACUGUGGUUGCCCCACAUAUUGUUGCUGUUGUUGUUUUGGAUAUAAUUGCAACGGCAGCUGGUAAGCGGACAAGUUGAUGCCCGGCUUCCACAUCAAUGAAAUGGGCGAAAUGGUCUUGGACGCCAUCGAUGACAUCGGCGUUGUCGAUGUCUACGAUCUGGCAUCGGAUAUUGGCAAGGAAUAUGAACGGAUUAUGGAUCGCUAUGGCACCGAUGCGGUAAGCGGCCUAAUGCCAAAGAUAAUUAAUACGCUGGAGCUGCUCGAGGCGCUGGCCACGAAGAACGAGCGUGAGAACACAACAAUUCAGGAAUUGCGUGAGAAAAUUGCCCAGCUGGAGAGCGAGAAGCUGGAGAAGGCUGAGUUUCGGCGACGCUUUGAAAAGGAAUUGGAACUGAUUGAGGAGCAGUGGCGGAGCGAGACAAAUGAGCUUGUCGAUUUGGUCUCCUCGUUGCAGGACGAGAACAAGCGACUGGUGAAGCAGACCCAAGAUCUGCAAUCAUCAUCCGCACAAAGUUCCGGUUUGGGUGCCAGCCUAACCGAGAGCAUCAUCAGCAUGACGAACAAUGAGCUGCAUAGCGCACUCAGCGACACACAGGUGUUGCAGCGGCUCAAGGAGCAGAUCUACAAGCAGCGCGACGAGCUGAAGCAGCGUGAACGCGAACUCCAGGACAAGUACAGCGAGCUGGAGCAUGUCAACAUUCAGGCGGAACGAUUGAAGGCAUCGGAGCGAGACACGCGUCGGCGGCAUAAACUGAUGCAGACACAGGUGAAGACGCUGUGCGAGGAGCGUGCCGAUUUUUUGGCCCAGCUGCAGGACCAGUGUCGUGAGAUUAAUCAGCUGCGCAAGCGUUUGGGCCUCGCCGAAAAGGAGAACGAGGAUCUGGUGCAGUCCUACGAUGACGAUCAAAACGAUCCAAAUCGACCGCGCUAUACCACCCGCGAGCUCAAGGAGCUGAUCAGCGAGCGUGACGAGCUGCUCACCACCAUUGACAGCCUCAACGAGCAGCUGGCCGAGCUGAAGCCGGCACCAAGUGCCAAACGAACGCGUCAAAUAUCCAGCUCCGAUGACAGCGACGACGACGAUGAUGAUGAUGACAACGAGGCCGACGAUGGUGUUGAGGCUGAUGUCGAUGAUGAUGUUGCAGGCGAAUCGCCACCUGGACACGAUGCGCCCGUGCAGGGACCGUUGCCGUAUGAGCCAGACGAUGCGCCCUGGAAGAAGAGCUCCGAGUCCGGCAUACGCAAGUUCUUCCGUAAGCUGUUCUCGGAUCAAUCGGAUGGCAGCAACACAUUCCCGAAACGUUCCUUGGCGACGCUCUCGAAGAUGGCGCUCUCGGCCACGCCCGGCAGCGGCACCGAGCCGAAGUAAAUGCCUUUUUAGCCUAAGCGUCAAGUGCAUUCAAAUUUUAAAUUGUGGUUUGAUUUUGAUUAUGUAUUAUUUUUCGUUUCUUUUUUUUGUUUAUUUAUUUUUAGUCCCUGUCUGUUCUUUGCUAUGUUUUAUAUGCUCGUUAAGUAUUUACCAUUUUCUUAUUUACUGUACAUAAUUAACAUAUUUGAUUGCUGUGCUCUCAUAAUCAUAAGUUGUUAUUUCUUUUUUACGUAAUUGUUUAAUAAUUUAAUUUAUUUAUUAUUAUUAUUUGCUUCACACAUAUAUAUUUUUUUUGAUGCCCAUUUUUAUGUUUACUAACUAAACUAAAAUAUGACCAAAUGCAAGGAACUAUAGGCAAACGGGAUACGGAUUCCAUUCGAAACCGAAUCACAUACAUACAUAUAUAUCCAUACAUAUACAUAUACAUAUUUACAUUUACAUUUACCUAGCUACUUAUCUACCCACAUAGACAUAUUUACAUACCCUAUACAUAUGCAAUGUUCCAAAGAACAAAAUGUAUGCAAAGUCUGUAGGAAAGUGAGUGAGUUGCGGAUACAUUUAACCGAUUAGAAACCAUAAUGAAUAGAUAUAUAUAUAUAUAUACAUAACAUAUACCCAGAAAUUGUAGAAAGUUUUUAAAUGCCAAUUACAUAUACUUAAACAAUAUUUGCGACACACAUAUUUCAUCCAAAGUUGUGUAUAUUUUGGACUUUGUUCUAUUCGAAGUGACUUUGGUAGCCAAUUAACUUAAACUAAACUAUCUUAAAUUACAAUAAAUAAAAACACAAGUUGUAGUGUCUAAUUUUGCCAUUUAGCGACAAAUCUUAGCCGAAAUCCUUAAUAGCCUCUUAAUCUAGUUACGAAAGCAUUCCAAGCUAAUAAUUAAAAACAAAAGAAAACAAAAAAAAAACGUGAGAAAAAUACUAACAAAAAACUAUCAAAAUAUAAACAAAAGUUAUAUUCUCUUGCUCUUUCCCUCACAUACACAUACUGUAUCUCUAUCUCGCUCUAGCUUGUAGCAAU